CGCUGUUGUGGAUCGUACCUGGUCCAGACCAGUUCAACCAUUUGAUAGACCAGCACAAUGAGACACCUGACGGCACUGGCGAUUCUCGCUCUUUCUGCUUUGGCUUUAACUGAGGCGGCUGUUUACAUAGGCGGCGGUUGCUACGACUGUAAUCCUCCCGGAGGCCAGGGACCCGGAAUCUACACAGGAGGAGGAGGACGAGGAGGAGGAGCUGGAAAUGGAGGUGGAAACUACUACAGCAAUGGAGGAGGAGGCGGAGGAGGUGGUCGCCGUCCAGUAUAUUCGGGCAACUUUGGACCCGGUUACAGCAACGGCGGAGGAGGUGGUGGAGGAGGAGGUCGUGGGGGUGGCGGUGGUUACGGAGGUGGUUACGAUGACGGUAUAACGCAGAUUAUUAGCGGCUGAGAUUAUAAUCUGGAGGCUUUGCUACCACUAAACCCCGCAAAUGAGCGAAAGCCGUCUGAUAUUUAGGAUGUAUAUAGAAUAAAAUAAAAAAAAAA
Drosophila suzukii is the source of this 500-nucleotide messenger RNA. It is a transcript of the gene BomT3, whose product is annotated as Bomanin Tailed 3. Lineage: Eukaryota; Metazoa; Arthropoda; Insecta; Diptera; Drosophilidae. The record is from RefSeq and is a predicted model, not a curated record.